Messenger RNA from Paramecium sonneborni, 1348 nucleotides. NCBI's taxonomy places the organism in Eukaryota, Ciliophora, Oligohymenophorea, Peniculida, Parameciidae. The record is from the annotation of a GenBank genome assembly.
AUGUAUUCGAAAUAAAAGAAUCAAAAGGGAAAACCUGAAUGGGUUUCAUCAUUUGUAGAUUAGGAUCGUUACAAGUUAUCAUAAGCUGAAUUGAUGCAAAAGAAAAUUAGUUUAAUGUCAAAACAUCGUAUGGAAGCAAGAGAUUAAUGGUAAUAAGUAUAGGAGAAAUUGAAAAAUAAUGUUAUGGAUGAUGAUACAUAAAAAGUUAUGAUUUAUUGUUAUAAUAGAUCUAUCUUACAGCUUUGCAUUCUAAGGGUUUAGAUAAUUCAACUUCAAAGAGAAGAAAUUUAACAUAAAUGAUUGAAUGGGAAAAAUCUGAAAGAGCCCAUUCAUAAAGUCAAUUUAAACCAGAUAUUCUUGAAUAAGCUAAAAUGUUAUUAAUUGAAAGUGAAAGAGAUAAAUAAAAUUAAGAUCCAAACUUUCUUAAUAAAAUAAAGUAAGAUUUAGAAGAAACGAAAUCAUUUGUGACAAAAGUAAAAUUAUUUUUAGUUAUUAUUAGGCUAAAAGGUUAAAGAAACCAGAAAAAAUAUUAAAAGCGCAAAAAGAAAAGUCCGUUGAUAAAAUUAAAUAGGAAAUAAAAAUAUCAACAAGUAAAUAAAACUAAAUAGAAGAUAAAUGUUAAAGUUAAUAAGAAAAUUAUGGAUUUAAUGGGAUGAAAAAUUUAGAUAAUGUUAUUUCAUUUUUAGAAAAUACCUUACAUUCUUAGGAAGUUUAGAUUUCAUAAUUGAAAGAUGAGAAUCCUUUUCGAAAUGCAGCUUUGACUGAUACAAAGACAGUUUAUUCAGAAAUACCCAAUUUAUCUGAAAAUAAUACAUAAAACAAAUUUUAUCCAAAAGAGGAAUACUGUUUUAUAUAAUAAAAUCUUGAGAAUUUAAAUUAAGACAGAAAAUUAUAAAUUCAGAAUUAUCAAAAUAAAGAAAAUGAUUUUAUAAAUUCUCGAGCUCAAAAGGAGGAUUUUAAUAAUUUAAAUUAAUUAGAGGUACCUAAAAACGAUAUACCAAAAUAUGAAUAAUUCAAGAAAGACAUAAUGAAAAUAGAAGAGCAAUAACCAAAUCAAUAAAUUUAACAAAGACUAAAUUUUGAUAAGGUUUGCUUUACAACAAAAAAUGAAUUAUCGUUUGAUGAUAAUAUAGAUUAAUUAAGACAAUUGUUAGAAUAAACAAAAUAAGAACUAAAUUAAAUGAAUUUAUAAGAUUCAAGUAUAAUGGAAGGUAAUGAUAGUUAAAGAGAUAUUAAUAUUAAAUAAAAUAAAAUCGAACCAUUAUAGUAAAAACAUGUAAAUUACUAAAAGAUUCAUAGAAAGUAUAAAAAUUGUGAUACUUUUGAUAUAAAUGAUCAUUUAAUGUGA